Molecule: messenger RNA, 573 nt
Organism: Spinacia oleracea (spinach)
Lineage: Eukaryota; Viridiplantae; Streptophyta; Magnoliopsida; Caryophyllales; Amaranthaceae
Exons: 1
Coding region: 1-573 (190 amino acids)
Source: RefSeq, a predicted model, not a curated record
AUGGCACCAGCAAACGAAAGCACAAUAAGCCCAACAUUGAACCCUUACAUAGAUCCUUUGUUCAUUGCUGUGAAUGAAAAUGCUUCUGUUCCUCUGGGAAGUAUCAUCUUUGAUGGUAAUAACUUUAUGAACUGGAGCAGAAGCAUCACGAUAGCACUUGGUGCUAAGAACAAGCUUGCUUUCAUGGAAGGAAAGCAUCCAAAACCCACAGAAGGUGCAGACGAAAUACAGAAAUGGGUCAGAUGUGACUAUAUUGUAAGAUCUUGGUUGCAAGCAACCAAGAAACCUGAAAUAGCUGGAAGCUUGGUGACUAUGCAGUCCACUAAGAUUUUAUGGGAGGAAAUUCUUGAGCGGUAUGGUCAGACAAAAGCACCACCGUUAUUUCAACUCAAGAAAGAACUGUGGGAUGCAGAACAAGGGAACUCAAGUGUGAGUGACUACUACUGUAAACUCAAGGGUUUGUGGGAUCAGAUAGCAGACUUGGAGGGAAUACCAGAAUGUAGUUGUGGAGCCAUGUCCAAAUGCAGUUGUAACUUGGCAAAGCAGAUGCUUGACCUACAAGCAGCUAAGUAA